Messenger RNA from Maylandia zebra (zebra mbuna), 2785 nucleotides. RefSeq names its product DNA topoisomerase III beta (gene top3b). Gene Ontology annotation, molecular function: DNA topoisomerase type I (single strand cut, ATP-independent) activity; DNA binding. NCBI's taxonomy places the organism in Eukaryota, Metazoa, Chordata, Actinopteri, Cichliformes, Cichlidae. Gene Ontology annotation, cellular component: nucleus. The record is from RefSeq and is a predicted model, not a curated record. Gene Ontology annotation, biological process: DNA recombination; DNA repair; DNA topological change.
GCCAUGGCCACUGCAGUAGUUUCUCACACAGCCUGUUAGCCGGUGAUAAGCAUAGCACAGGUCAGUGUUUCCUUUUGACAAGAUUGGGACAGUAAGCGACAGCUGAGGGAAACUGCUCAUCAUGAGAAGUGUGCUGAUGGUAGCGGAGAAGCCGUCCUUGGCUCAGGCCAUUGCCAAAAUCCUUUCUAAAGGAAACUGUACAAGUCGCAAGGGGCUCAAUGGCGCAUGCUCAGUGCACGAAUACACCGGCAUUUUCCAGGGCCAAACUGUACACUUUAAGAUGACUUCUGUUUGUGGGCAUGUGAUGAGUCUCGAUUUUAUUGGGAAAUAUAACAACUGGGACAAAGUAGACCCUGCAGAACUCUUUAGUAAAGCUCCUACUGAAAAGAAGGAGGCCAACCCUAAACUCAAUAUGGUCAAGUUUCUUCAGGUUGAAGCCAGAGGCAGUGACUGUGUGGUUUUGUGGUUGGACUGUGACAAAGAAGGAGAGAACAUAUGUUUCGAGGUGCUGGAUGCCAUUCAGCCAGUGAUGAAUAAGGGAAGUGCCAGGAGUGUUUACCGUGCCAAAUUCAGCUCCAUUACUGACACUGACAUCUGGAAUGCUAUGAACCGCCUUGGAGAGCCCAAUCACAAUGAAGCUCUGUCAGUAGAUGCACGGCAAGAGCUGGAUCUGCGUAUUGGCUGUGCCUUCACCCGGUUCCAAACAAAGUAUUUUCAAGGGAAAUAUGGCAAUCUAGACUCUUCGUUAAUCUCCUUUGGUCCGUGCCAGACCCCAACACUUGGCUUCUGUGUGGAACGCCAUGACAAGAUCCAGUCCUUUAAACCAGAGACUUACUGGGUCAUCCAGGCAAAGGUUUUUAAAGGAAAGGAGAGUCCACUGACACUGGACUGGAACAGAGUUAGGGUCUUUGACAGAGAGGUGGGUCAAAUGUUUGUCAACCUGGCGAAAACAUCCAGGGAUGCGCAGGUGGAGUUGGUGAGUAAGAAGGAGAAGACCAAGCAGAGGCCUCAAGCCUUAAACACAGUGGAGAUGUUGAGAGUGGCUAGUUCUGCCUUAGGCAUGGGUCCCCAGCAUACUAUGCAGAUUGCUGAGCGCCUAUAUACACAGGGCUACAUCAGCUACCCACGUACCGAGACGACCCACUACCCAGCAAACUUCGACCUGAAGGGAACACUGAAGCAGCAGACCAACAACCCCUUCUGGGUAGAAGAGGUAAAAGCUCUGCUUUCAACUGGAAUAAACCAACCCAGGAAGGGCACUGAUGCUGGAGAUCAUCCACCUAUUACUCCCAUGUGUGCUGCCACGGAAGCAGAACUAGGAAGUGAUGGCUGGCGGCUAUAUGAGUACAUUACCCGGCAUUUUAUUGCCACUGUAAGUCAAGACUGCAAGUACCUACAAACCACUAUAGAGUUCAGCAUUGGCACAGAGGCUUUCUCAUGUAGUGGAAGAACCCUUAUAUCACCAGGUUACACAACUGUAAUGCCAUGGCAGGGCAUCCCUCUGGAAGAGUCCAUACCAGUAUGUGAGCGUGGAGACACUUUCUCAGUAGAUGAGAUCAAGCUGAUAGAAAAGCAAACCAGCCCACCAGACUACCUGACUGAGGCUGAACUCAUCACCCUCAUGGAGAAACAUGGCAUUGGAACUGAUGCUAGUAUCCCAGUCCACAUCAAUAACAUCUGCCAGAGGAACUAUGUGACAGUUGAGAAUGGACGCAAGCUGAAACCAACCAACUUAGGCAUAGUCCUGGUACAUGGCUACUACAAGAUAGAUGCAGAACUGGUGCUUCCCACUAUACGCAGUGCUGUAGAAAAGCAGCUUAACCUUAUUGCGCAGGGUAAGGCCAACUACCAUCAGGUCCUACAGCACGCCCUGGAUAUCUUCAAGAGGAAGUUUCACUACUUUGUUGACUCCAUUACCAACAUGGAUGAGUUGAUGGAGGUCUCCUUUUCUCCCAUUGCUGCUACUGGUAAGCCGCUGUCCCGCUGUGGCAAAUGCCACCGCUUCAUGAAGUAUAUCCAGGCCAAGCCCAGCAGACUCCACUGCUCUCACUGUGACGAGACCUAUAGUCUUCCCCAGAAUGGAGCCAUCAAGCUUUACAAGGAGCUCCGGUGUCCACUGGAUGACUUUGAGCUUGUGCUUUGGACUUCAGGGGCGCGGGGAAAGAGCUACCCCCUGUGCCCCUACUGCUUCAGCAACCCGCCAUUCAGGGACAUGAAGAAAGGUAUGGGAUGCAAUGAAUGUACCCAUCCAUCAUGUCAGCACUCUCUCAACUCGUUGGGCAUUGGACAAUGUGUGGAGUGUGAUAGUGGAGUUUUAGUGUUGGACCCCACAUCUGGUCCAAAGUGGAGGAUGGCCUGUAAUAAAUGCAAUGUGGUGGUGCACUUCUUUGAACAUGCACACAAAGUGCAGGUUGCUCAGGAGAGCUGUGAUGUCUGUGAUGCCUCUCUAGUUGCAGUGGACUUUAACAAGACUCGCACUCCUCUUCCUGCCAGUGAGACCCAACACACUGGCUGUGUUUUUUGUGAUCCAGUGUUUCAGGAUUUGGUGGAGCUCAAGCAUGCCACCAUGCGGCAUUCCAUGUACCGUGGUGGGGGUGGGAGAAGAGGAGGACGUGGACGUGGACGUGGACGUCGUGGCAAUGCUAAAAAACCUAAAGAUAAAAUGGCUGCCCUAGCUGCUUAUUUUGUAUAGUUUCUGUGUGUAUAUUGUCCUUUUGCAUGUCAUUACAUGAACUGGUUUUCUUCUGAUAAUGAAUCUAAAUAUGGUAAAUGGCCUGUAUUUGUG